GUAGGCGGAAGUAAUAUUUUUAUCACACUGGCGGGCGGAACCUCCUGGGUUAGGGUGUCGAGAGUCUGUAAGACUAGUUUGUAUGUGUUGUACGUGGAGGUUUAGUUAAACUAAACAUAGAGAAAAUGUCUCGAUUCAAAAGAGUGAAUCAGACUGACUCUCUGAAAGGGUUCAAGACGGAAAAGACCGAACCGGCCGUCCCUUACGGUCUGUUGAAGGCAGCGAGAAAAAGCGGCCAGCUGAACCUUUCCGGACGAGGACUGACAGAAGGUAAUUUAAUCUUUAGUUAGCCCACAUGGUUAGAUCUUAAAAGGAAAACUUAUUUCCCACGAUCCGACGAACACUACCCAUUUAGUAGACUCUCCUAUGGCCCACAUCUACACUCACAGGCCACUUUAUUAGGCACACCUUGCCUGUGCCAGGUUGAACCCCCUUUUGCUUUCAGAGCUGCUUUAAUUCUGAAUGACACACUUUCAACAAAGUUUGGGAAACCCACCUCAGAGAUUUUUCUCCAUGUUGACACGAGAACAUCACUUAGGUGCUGGUGCAUGCAUUUGUCAGCUGCAGAUCUAUGAUCCAAAUCUCUGGUCCCACCAUAUCCUAAAGGUGCUCUGUUGGACUGGGAUCUGGUGACUGUGGAGGCCACUGGAGUAGCCUACAGUGAAUUCAUUCUCAUGUUCAAGAAACCAGUUUGAGAUGAUUUGAGCUUUGUGCCAUGGAGCAUUAUCCUGCUGGAUGUAGCCAUCAGAAAAUGGUGGUGUUUCAACAUUUUAAACCAGUCUGCCCAUUCUCCUCUGACAUUAACAGAGGAGAAUGGGCAUUUUUGUCUACACAACUGCUGCACACUGGAUAUUUUCUCUUUUUCAGACGAGGGAUGCACCGAUCCGCUUUUUUCACCUCCAAUAGCGAUACAGAUUAGUAUCGGCCGAUACCGAUCCAAUUCCGAUAUAGAAAAGCUGCGCUGAAUUACCUUUUGUUGUAACCUGAAGUUUUACCACUGCCCCUCAGAACGUUUACUGCUCAGGUAUUGCAAGUGGCCGUCGAGCUUGUAGGCUGAGGUAUUGUGAUAAAGUUCAGGAGAGCAGACCCUUUGCUCACUCCAUUUUGAAAACAAUGUGGGCAUUGGCACAGCGUGUUCACUUGUGGAUGCCACUCACAGCAUAGCAUAGAGUUAGACUGAAUAGAUCGGCCCCUAUGCAUUGGCCCAUUGUCACGAUACCAGAUCUAGAAUUUUCUUCAGUAUCGGGACUGAUACAGAUAUCAAAUAUUGGAUUGGUGCAUCCCUAUUUCAGACCAUUCUCUGUAAUCGUUGUGUUGAAAUCCCAGUAGAUCAGCAGUCUUAGAAAUACCCAGACCAGCCUGUCUGGCACCAACCACCAGGCCAGGUUCAGAGUCACUUAAAGCCCUAAAUGCAUUGAGUACUGUUAUGUCAUUGUCUGAUUAGCUAUUUGUGCUACCAAAUAAUUGAAUAGGUGUACCUGGUAAAGUGGCCGGUGAGUGUACAUGAGUAUAUGCGGACUGGUAUCAACUCAUUCAAGUGUCACAAGUGUUUUACAACAUCACUUUCAAUUAAGUUGGGACCCUGUGUAAUGUGCCAGUAUGAACAGAAUAAGAGGGUUUGUAAACCGUUCAAACCUCAUUCUUAACAGACAGCAGUGAAAAUAAACUCUAUUAAAUGUUAAAUUUACUAAUAGGGUUUAAAUGAUAUGCAAACCAGAAACUGGAAAAGCUUCAAAACAGUCCAUGACAACUGCGUAAAGAUGAUUCUCAACAUUAAAAACACAUUUUUAUUUGACCAUUUAAACAGAUAUGAUUGUGUCUGUGAAAUGACAGCAGCAAUGCAUGUUCAGUCCCUCAGAAUGUGUAUCGACUAAACAUUGACACACCUGAAGAGGCAAAGCAGAGUGUAUCCUUCGGUGAGUCCGAUUGCUGGUGGGAACAGAGUGACCUCACAAAACUGCUGCUUUCAUCCAAUCAGCUUACAGAACUGUCUGAUGACAUCAAACUACUGCCUGGACUUAUUACCCUGGAUGUAAGUAAAACUGUUUCAGACAUUAAUAAAUCUACUAAAUUAGUGAUGCAGUCGUUUAACAAAGAUCAUUUUUGGGAAGAAGCAUUUUAGAUAUCUGUUAACUGUAAAUCCUUAAAUACAGGCCGGGUUUUUGAUUUGUUUUUACUGCCUCAGGUGCAGGCCUUUAUAUGAGGCCGGCUGUUAUUAGAGGCAGGCCUUUAUAUAAGACAGGCUUUUAUUAGAGGCAGGUCUUUAUAUGAGACAGGCUUUUAUUAGAGGCAGGCCUUUAUAUGAGGCAGGCUGUUAUUAGAGGCAGGCCUUUAUAUGAGACAGGCUUUUAUUAGAGGCAGACCUUUAUAUGAGACAGGCUGUUAGUCUCAAAAAGUUAUAACUGUUCAGAUUUUACACAAACUGAUUUGGUUAUAGCCUAACUGUACAGGAUGUAUGGAUGGUUGUGGGUGAACUCACUGAGUUUUUUUCCUAUAUUCUGGGUCAGAAAAGCAAAUCUGCCACGGUUAAUAAUUGAAAGACGGCCUUUCUUCACUCAUCAAGCUCAUGAUCUCAGUUUUUGUAAGGGUCAUGGCCUAAUGGUCUUUUAUUAAGAGUUUACUGUAAAAUGCCUCUGACCAUGAUUUCUGAACCAUUUUAUAUCAGGGAUCUGCUGGUCUACAAAGGCCAGGUGUAAUGUUUCUGUGUGCCGUGCAGUUGCAGUCGUAUAUUCCAGUCCUUAAAACCCCAAAUACUAUAUUAACUUGACAUUAAAAUUUCAUAAUAUUAUUAUUUCUACUUGAAGCUUUGAAUACUUUAAUUAAAUUAUCUGUUUUCCAUUUCAUUUAGUUUCUAUUGUCUCUAAUCUUUGUCUUCAGAUUGCAGUAAUGAAUAUGGCCUAUUGGCAUUUAGCUUGUAGGGCAUAGUGGGUGUGGUUUUUGUCAGCAGAAUCUAAGGAAUAGUCACACUCACUCAAAAUGAAACAGGAAUAAACACAACUUGUGUAAAAAAAUUGUAUUCAAAUUAAGCUAACAAAAAAGUGCCUGAGUACGAAAGACUUUACUGGGGAAAAAAAUGGACCUGGUUAUUGGAAUAUACCAUCAUUUGGGAACUCCUUAAAUGUGGUCAAAUCUUAAUUCAGUAGCUUUUUAGUCGUUCAUGGUUUAAUAAGUAGCAUGGCAGUGUCAAUUCAUCAUUUUUAUUAACACAAUCAAAGUAAAUGAAAUAUGGUAGAUUAAAAUUUUGCUAUCCACCUUAAGGUUUUAUUUCUCUCCGGCAGCUCCAUGACAACCAGCUGAGUAGUUUACCUGGUGCUUUAGGGGAACUUCAGGAGCUUCAGCAACUGCGACUAAGGUAUACACACUCUCACUCACUCAAUGUAGUUCUGGUGUUUGAUCAGAAGAGUAUUUGUAUGGGGCACAUGGAUUUAAAAGAGUUCUGGUCCUGCAGAGUAAGCUGAAAAAUCCUUGAUGUCAGACCUUGUUUUGUGGAGAGUUUUGGCUGUAAGUGCUCAAUUAGGGGAAGCCUUGUCCUCAGUAUUCCCGGAAAAGUUUCUCUAUAGGCACCACAGAUCCUCAGCUGAUGUGAUAAUAGAAAAGCCUUCAAGUGUAAUGUAUAAAAAAAUCCCAAAUCCAAACCGCUGCGUCAGUGUCUGAAAAAUGGCUAAAUUUAACCUGGACUCCCAAGAAAGAACUAAAUUUAGACCCUAGCUCCUACAGGUUGAAUCAAGUUUUUUAAAGGAAUGACCAAGGAGGCUUAACUUGAAUAUUUUAAAACAAAUACUAAAACCUCAGUAGCGACAACAUUUUCAUCGCAUUUAUUUGCGCUAUGAGUGAGAGAGGGAAAUUUGGUGCCUUGUUUUUAAAGCUUUUAUAGCUGAGAACAGAAAACGUUUUGAAUGAGAGCAACAGAUUUACAGGCAGAAACCAGCCAAAAUAUGGCAACUGCUCCUUGGCAGUUACACAGGGAAGAGAUUCAAGGACAAGAGGAUCCAGAUUUUCUGUUCAAAAUGUGCUUGACCAACAGAAAAAUUGAUAAAUCAUCUGUGUACAGAAACAAUUCAUAUUUGAAGUCCCGCUUUUAUUUGCUGAAUAACAAAAUUCUGCCUUAUACUGAUGGCUAAAGGCUCCAGCGUGGGUUAAAUAAUAUAGACUUGUGCAACAACCGUGCUUAGUCCCAUGCGUAAGAUUUAAGGGUGAGGACCUAUUACCAUUCAUCUCUAAGACCACACAAACUGAUAUGACAACACAUUCACCCAUCCACACCACAGACAUACACUGAUGGCAGAGCUGGUUAUAUAAAAUGCCCAUUAGUAUUAUUAAUCACAUGCCACCAGAAGCAAUUUUGGGUUUCAGUGGCUUGUCGGAGGAUACUUUGACAUCUGACUGCUGGGGCUUGGAUCGAACCGCCAACCUUUAGAUUGAGGAUCACAGACUAAACCGCUGAACUAUAGCCACCCUAAUUUUUGUCAAUGGUGGCUGUUUGGUCUGGGAUUUUAUGUUGAUUCUGCCCUCAUUUUAAGUCAUGUUGUCAAGACUGGAUACACACAAUCAUUCUACUCCAAAUAAACUAAUGUUUCAUUUGAUGUGUUUGUUUGUCUUUGAUGGCAGUCAUAACCAGCUAAAAACACUACCGGUUGAGGUGUGUUUGAUGAAGAACCUGCGCAGCCUCACCCUCAGGGAGAACCUGCUAGAAAGCAUACCAGAGGAACUUGGAAGACUGGAGAACCUCUCUGAGCUGGUAACUAAACCAUUCAGUUAAGAUUGUGGUGGUUACAAUCCUGUAAGAUGCUUUUACUGUGUGGUAUGAUCAGCUCACUGUGUCCUUGUCCUACGAUUGGUUCAAGGACCUGUCCACCAACAAUCUGAAGGACCUUCCCUCCAGCCUGGGUAACCUCACCUGCUUGCAGAAACUAACCCUGAGCCAGAACAAGCUCAGCUGUCUACCUGGGAGCCUGGCCCAGCUCAAAAGUAAAACUUAAAUUUCUUCAAAACCUCUGUGGAUGUAAUUUUGAUGUUCAUGUUGGUCUUUUAGAAAUCUUCUGCACACUGUACUGUUUUAAAGUAUAUAAACACAAUAUCUUCAUGAGCCAUUUUCUAGGGUGAAGGAAAAAAAACUCAACAGGACAAAGAAAAAUCGAUGCUUUACGGCUUAUUUCCCUUUAUUGUGUGCACUUGAACCUGUUAGCGUGCAGAAUGUUAGAAAAUGCAAUACAUUUUUACACCCUUAUUCAAAAAACAAAACCCUCAAAGACAGUUUUUGCAUCUCGCACAAAACAGCUUUCUGAGACCCAAAAGAGUCUUGUAACUUUGUGGUGCAAAUCCUCCAAUAAAAAAGGCAAAAGCUGCUUGCUUUUGGCCCGUUUCCAAGUGUCCUUUAAACAUCUGUAAAUCUGAUGAAAACACAUCAUGCAAAAUGAAGGUCCACACCCAAACACAUUUAUAUGGUAAUAUUAGAUCACAUAUUACAUCAUACUGGAUGUUGGAAAUAUCAUAUUGUCACUCUGCGAGGUUGAGCUCCAAGACUGUUAAACAAACUGCCCUUUAACUUAAGCCGUUGGGUGUGUUCUGUCACCGUUGCGUCCUGGCGUCCAACUUCCUGUCUGAUGCUAUCUGCUCUGUGAAAACUGACAUGUGUUGGAAGCACAUCCUGUGUGCGAUGCCUCAUUGGAAAUAUAUUUGCUGCGUAGCACUUGACGCUGACAGGACGCACCCAAUACACAUCCUGUGUGUUUUUGGCUUUACUCAGAAAAUCCUUCAGAUGUGACUUUUGGUAAGAGGGUGUGAUCAGGACAGUGCGUCAAAUCACGAAAGCCUGCAGCCUGUGGCCUAUCCUCUUUGAAAGAUCUCACUCAUUUCUCUCCAGGAACUUCUUUUUGCAUUGUUUUCAAUCUCAAAAGGGAAAGUUUGUACUUGUCUGAAUUACGACUUGAUUUGACAGAUGUUAAGAUGUUGGACUGCAGCAAUAACCAGCUGACAGACAUCCCCUCCAGCCUAUCAGAGAUGCCUGUUUUGGAGCAGCUUUACCUCAGACACAAUAAGCUCUGCGUCUUCCCGAAGCUCACUGCACCCAUGCUCAAGGUAAUUUUAGCAACAUGAGAGUUUACACAGUUAUUGUUUCUUUCUACUGCAGUUGCUUCCAAAGUGAUAUACUGACAUUAAAUAUGUAGCCAUCUCAAAGUUACUUGUGGUCUGUUUGUAUUCUCACACUUGUGUGUAGGAGUUAUAUGUUGGGAACAACCAGAUUGAGCAGCUGGACUCGGAGCAUCUUGCUUGUCUGACGGCCAUCUCUCUGCUAGAGCUCAGGGACAACAAGAUCAAAUCCCUUCCUGAGCAGAUUUCUGCCUUGAGCUCGCUGACGCGCCUUGACCUCACCAACAAUGACAUUUCUACGUAAGUCACUGACUCCAUGACCAUCUAUCGCAGUUGACCUUUUGAACCCAUCAGCUACACUCAGCAACUGAAUAAAAUGUUAAAGCAGGUACGAACCAGUUUGCCUGUUUUGCAGAGCACGUUGUAGUUAUUCUCCACUCAAGACAAGUUCACCAGGUGGACUCAGCUCGUGGAAUAAAAAUCACGUGCAAGUCUUUAACGUGUACUGGAUCUCUUUCUGCUAGUCUUCCAGCAUCUCUCAGCCUGCUGCCCAAUAUAAAAGUGUUACUGCUGGAGGGGAACCCUAUGCGAGGAAUCCGAAGAGACCUACUCACAGUAAGUGACAAAAUAAAUCACAAACACAGAUAUGUGCGCUGUAAGAAGACCACGGAGGGGAAGGCCACAAUGCUGUGAUUUGGCUUGGAUGUUACUUUUUAAUGCAGUCAUUCAGCAAAGGGUAGUGAUCAGGAGUCGAAACCAACGACUACUUCAUGGGUAUUACUCCAUGAGCACCUCAGAGUUUACCCUGCCAGCAUUAGCUGCAGUUAGCUUGUACUAGGAGUGGCCUAAUAUUGUUUUUUCAGGGGCUGAUACCAAUCACUAGUAGUUGAGGGGACUGAUGACUUGUAUUUAAAAGUGAAAAUGAAAAAAAUUUGGUCAAAACUUGAGAUUUGGAGCACGAUUACCUCUGAUGGAAAACUUCACCUAAACACCUUCAGCAAUUGUGUAGUCAGCAGUUGAUUGUUAACAAGUUACACGACAGCUGGGUCACGUGGUCAUGUGACAUUAAGCCAGAUAGUGUGGCGAGCAGGACAUUAGAUGAGACAAAGUGGUACAGGAAACAUACCCAGAGGGAAAAACACACCGCUAGCCGAGCAUAAGUUGUUUUUUUAUUUUAUUUUAUCGGUCAUCUAUGAAAUAAAAGAACAAUACAGAUAAUCAGCUAAAUGCCUAAUACCAGCCGGUCUAAUAAUCAGUCUAUUUCCAGUUAAUACACAACAAUAGACCAUGUCCACGUUAGCUCUGUGUAGAACUUUGCCAGGGGAAGAAAGAGCUUAAUUUCAACAAAAAAUCAUUAUACCAUUAAGUUUGCAAUCUUCUUCUUUGUGCUCCUCACAGAAAGGAACCAAUGAGCUCCUGAAAUAUUUGAGAGGAAGAAUUAAAGGUAAUGUACAUUUUUAUUUUGUAAAUUAAUUUGAAUAAAUUAUGUAAAUAGACCUAAAAAGACUGGAAGUCCUUCCAUAAAACAACUGUAUGGUUAUGCUCAUCAAUAAAUACUGCUUGACUUUGUCUGAACUACAUUAAAGGUAAAAUUCAACUCCUUUAAGAUGGAAAAGUCUUUUAUAAACCAUUUGUGUCAGCCUAAAUGACACUGAUUUAGUGUUGGUCCAUAUCGUAAAUGGAGUUCAUGUAUUUCAAGAGUUACAAAGCCCCUCAUUGUUACUUAAUCCUGUUAUUAUAGCCCCGCCUCCAGCCCCUGUCUUGCAGCCCAGCAAGGAGAUAAAAAAGGGGUAAUAGAGAGUUAAGAGAGUGAGGGCUGAUCACUACAGACUGGCAGAAAAUGGAAGUAAGACUCUGUAAAUUGAUUUUUGAUCAUGUCCAAAAAAAACUGAUGAACAGGCCUACACUCCUCCGCACAACCCAGGAGGAGGUUAUUAGACCUGCCACUCUUUAUUCAGCCAUGACACAGUACACUGUAGCCUUAAUCAGAUCCUUUGACAGCUCAUUAUUCCUAUUAAAAGUAUACCUCAGAAAAAAGGUUGUAUUUUCUUAGUAAUGGCCCUAUCAAGAGGUUGGUAUAAAUGAGAAGAUAACUAUGAUUACAAAACUCUGAUAUUUUUAAUUAAAAACACAAAUUGUUUGAAUGAUUUUUUUCCACACAUAUCAAUAAAUGUAAGUGAGCAAAACACAAAAGUCUUACUUUCUGGGAAUUUGUUGCAUUUGUGUUACAGAGGACCCAGAGACAGCAGAUGAAGGACCUACAGCUAUGACCUUACCCAGCCAGGCUGGAGUCAAUGUGCAUAACAUUAAAGCCUUGAGGAUGUUGUCCUACAGGUUAGUAAUACACACCUGUUGCUGAAUGCGAGUCAAGAAAAAAAACGUCACACCACAUCUUUACUACGGCAAGAGGGAAUUGAUUUGGGUUCACGUGUUUGAAAGAUGAGAAGAUUCAACAACCCACUGAUGUGUUAUGACAACAAGCCUUUAUUAAAGUAUGGAGGGCAAAGAAAGACAGGACCUGUCUGGGUAAGAAGAGUGGCACAAGUAAAGUAAACAUCAAAGAACAAAAGCUUUUUCAAGAAUAGUGUACAGAUGCAGCUCAAAAACUUCCCCAAAAAGUUAAUUUCCCCAUAAUUUAAUUCAAAAGAUGAAACUUCAACAUUUCUGUUUUUUAAAUCUUGUGGGAUUGGUGAUUUGUAAUGUUUUAAUAUUUUGAGGUAGCAGGUGUUUGAUUUUCUUGAGCCGUAAUUCGUAAUCGUCAAGAUUCAAACAAAAACAAUCCCUAUGUGAUGAAUCUAGCAUAUCUGGAAAUUUCACUUCUUAAUGAAAUUAAAGGGGGGAAAAAAACUUUUUUUGGAACAGUCUGUUAUUUCAAGCAGCACUUGAAUCAUCAACUCAGAUAUGGAUUGCACUGUAAGAUAUUUUCCAAGUCAAAUGAUAAAGAAUAAUUCCUGACAGAGGCGAAAGUGAGUAAUGUUGUAGCUUAAAGUUAAGGUAAACAUGUAAUUUAUUUAUUGUAAGCCAAAGAAAUAAACUCAUCACACAUGCAGAAUAUUUGAUCUUAAAUGAGUUCUUGCUUCCUUGUAAUCAGACGUUAUAUUUCAACUACUUCUGUACAGCAGUUGUAAUUUCACUACAGCUACUGAAAUGAUGUUAUUAUACAAUCCUGGGUGAAGUUGUUGAGCUUAAAAGUAACAUCAAAUAUAAAACGUACUAUGUAUUUCACAUUUACCAUAGUUACAGCAGUUUAGUCGCCGUGUUGAGGAGCUCAGUUAGACAUCACUCUUAGGCUAUGUUCACACUGCAGGUCAAUUCCGAUUUUUUAACCAUUUGUGACACAUCUGAUUUUUUCACGUGAGUGUGAACAGUGCAAUUCAGAUUUUUUCAAAUCCAACCCAGGCCUCUUUUGUAUGUGGAUAUAAAUCAGAUAUAUAUCUGAUGUGACUGCAGUGUGGACGCUCAGGUCGCAUUCAUCCGACCUAUAAGUCAUCAAUAUGCGACGAACGUCACCAUUGUUCGCCAACACAAACAGGCGCGGAAAGCAAUGGCAGACAAGGGAACGAAGAACAGACAGUUGUGCGCAUGCGGGUGACUUCACGGACGCAUUCUGUUCACAUUAGAUGCCGCAUUCGUCGUUGUAAUGUGAACGACUGCACAAAAAGAUCAGAUUUAACAAAAAAUCUGAAUUGUGCAUCAUAACCUGCAGUAUGAACGUAGCCUAAUUGACCACAUUUCAAUUCAUAGAGAUUCGUGAUACUGUGUUGAAGUUGUCGGAGUAAACCAACUCUGACUCUGUUAAACUCUUGCGAUAGCCAAAGUUAAUGCAGUAAGAUUUAAGGAAGGGAAUCUAUGUUACAGUUCUCCUCUGAUGGGGUCAGAGUUCAUGGGCUACUGUAGCAGAGUUCAACAAAAACACAGGAAGGUCUUAUUGGUUGUUGGAAUAAAGAUGCUCAAUGAGAGUGGGAGAAUUUCAUCAUCUGUGUCCUGUAACUAUCCCGAAGUGAACUUCCAUUGUUAUCUGAUCAAACUGCCAUUUCCCAUACACAGGAUGUGUUUUUAUUCUUCCAGGAGUUAUUGUAUUUUUAGGUUGUCCAUCCAUAUGUAUGUCUAAUUCUUGUGACUGCAUAUCCCAGGAACCCCCUAGAGAAAAUACGACACAAACCUCUUCUUGGACUCAACGACAAAAUUGCUUCUAUUUUGAUUUUCAGAGUUUGUUGAUCAUACCACUGUGGCCUCAUGUUCGUUCAUUACUUUCAUGCAUAGUGUCUCAAGGAGGGGAUAUUUUAGAAUCAUCAUUUGCGUUGUUUCACUGAAGGAUGAACUGAAAAGUUUUUCCAUCCAAUUCUCAUGUAGGCAAUAUCUCAGCAACACAAGUGGAAGAUUUUAUUGCAUCUGGUUUAUUUCUUAAUUUUUUUCCUGCCUGGGGGAACGACAGCAUCUGUGAUCUAUUAGUGGACAAUCUCCCCUCACUCUACCCUUGCAUGCCUUUUUGUCCCGCUGUCGUGAGAAAGGUCCACAGACAGUCACAUUCUCUGCAGAGGGACGCUGUGAGAGAAAGAGAUGUUUUCUUUUAUACUGCCUCUUCUACAAAUGAUGGACAUGCAGCGCCAGAAUACUUAUGUUUUGUGUUUUUUCGGGGACAAUUUCAUCUGCUAAGUUAUCUCCUUGUCCCACUUUCCUUGUUGUUUGGCUACAUCAACACUGUCAGCCCUGUCGUGUCGUGACGUUGAUGAUGAUGAUUAUGAUGACAGCCUCAUAACCACAAAAUCCGUUCGGUCUGUUUGGCGUUCAUCUGUGCAUGUUUUUUUCACAUUUGUCUCUGCUUUGUCACUGAGCCAUGCUUAUUGUCAUCUCCCUUUCUUUUAGCAAAUCUUUCCAACUCCACUUUUGAGAAUCAGUAAGUGUGGGGACACUCCUAAUGUGACUUUGUUUUUGUUAUUCUCAGUGAGAAGCAGGCGUCUGAUAUUCCAGAUGAGCUGUUUGAUGCAGCAGCUGAUCAAGGCGUUACCACUGUUAACUUCAGCAAAAACCAUCUGACCCAAGUGCCCUCAAGGUACGCACCAAACCAACCUACAACCAUACGCACCAUCACUUCACCACACCAAGUGCUUUAGACAGAAUGACCACACAUGUUCCUUUGUUUGCAGGCUGGUGGAGCUUCAGUCCUCAGUGUCUGAUCUCAAUCUGGGUUUCAACAGACUCACCUGCUGCUCUGUCGACAUCUGCAAGCUACUGCAGCUAAUGCACCUGGACUUGGGGUAUGCACACAUGGGCUUCUGGCUUGAUAACGAUAUCUUGUGCUUAAUAGGGAGAGCCACACCAGAUGGAACCAAAUGAGACACUGUUUGUCACAGCAAAUCAAUCUGCAGAAAAGAGCCCUAGCACAUUAUGCUUUUGCUUGUUGACAGCGAGGCAGAAAUGGAAGUUUCCCAUUGCAUCAUGUUGGGCUGCAACAUGGCAAGAAUGUUAGUUUUUGAGUUAGCAUGCUAGUUAAUCAGGUACAACAUGAAUUAGCAACAACAGCUCUUUGAUAACUUGACUGUUAAUGCCAAUGUUCAAUUUAAUGCGAGUGAUAAAACAUGACCAGGUAGCAUCACAUUCCUACUGCAUACAAAUACUAUUUCUAAAUCAAGGAAAUGAUCUUUUAGUAUAUUUUUCAUAUACAGUAUUUAUUGUACCGACAUGUUUGUAUCUUAAGUUGGUGGCCAGAUAACAAGUGAGGUAAUAUACAGUUAGUCUUGUCCAAAAACACUGUUUCGCGUGGGGGUCUUGUCUCUCCCUGUUGGGAUUCUAUAUUGUAUAACCAUGUCAUAUGAUACAAACUAUACUUACAACUAACUAUACUGAAAUGAUCCCUGAUAUUUGCAUGCAGGGAUGAAGCUAAUAUGUUGCUGUGGUUCAUGAUACUGCUGGAUUUUCUGAAAUGUUGUUUUUUGUGAAUUUUAUUGAUUAUAAAGAACGUUAUGCUUCUUGAUUGACAUGUUUAGUGAAAUUCUGUGAACGGAUAAUUUUAGUGUAUUUAUAAGAAUAUCCAGUUCUGUGGCAUGUUGUUGUGUUUUAUACUGUAUAUCCUUUGUCUGAUAAGGUAAAGUCUUAUUAAGAUCAAUUUUUUGAUACUUUGCCCACAUGGUCUACACCACUGUGCUGUCUGCUGCAAUCUUAUGUUAGUAUCAAUUUUCCAUUCUACAGAAAAUAUUUAAUAAUAAAACACAGACUGAUUUUUCUUGCCAUGAUUAAACUGUAACCAAACAUCUACUCAUACUAAUCCUACAUUAUCUACUUUCAGGAAUAACCAGUUAAGUGAUUUACCACCUGAAAUGAAGAACCUAACUAAACUACGAUCCAUUGCCCUCAAUUACAACAGGUAUCUCUCUGUUUCAGGACUGUUUUUUUUCCUCAAUUUAACUGUUCAAACAAUUGCAAUGAAUGUCAAACUGUGUGUACAGCUUCAAACCUCUCCAUGACUCCCGGUCAUGUAAACUAGUAGGAAGAUCUCUAGCUUGACCUGUGGCUAACAUUGCUUCUGCUGUUCCUCACUAGUGUCUCCAUGAUUGUAGGAAUUUGUGUUAUCAAAAAAAAAACUUGUCUCUGGCUAAAUUCUUUAAUCCACAACUUAAUUGUUGAGUUUUUAAUAAAGGUUUAGAAUAAAAAAAAACACAUUCAUUAUUACAUCAGAUUAAAUGUCCAGAUCAGUUAUUAGUGUGGAUUGCUCCAGAGUUUGAAAGGUAGCUGAAAAAGAUUUGAGUACUGAAAACAGGAUGACUCACUCUCAAUGGCAGGCAAGAGGAAUUGAGAGAGGCAGGAACCAAAAAUUGAACUGUCCUUAUUUUGUCUGCUAUGAUUCUUUUGAGCCACUUACCUGUGAAAUCAGUCCUCGCACUUGGAGGACUGAUGGUCUGAUCAUAGUCUACAUGUCACACAAGUAUCAAAGAGACCUGAGGCAGGGUACUGAACCCCAAAUUAUCCUCAAGUGGUGCAGCCAGCAGCAUGGAAAUGGAAUCAGUUGAUAGAAAAUGGACAGUGUUUAUUUAUUUAGCACUUUCCCUAGUCCUCUGAAUGCCCUUUAACAUCAUAUGUAUGGAACUCAUCAGGUUUUUGACUAAUCCUAUUCACACACCACCUAGGUGCAGCUAGAAGGGGCUGGUGGGGUCAAGUGUUUUGCUCAUGUAUACUUCAGUGUGGGAUUGAACCCCCGACCUUCAGUUUGACAGACCACAAUAACAUUGAUCCACAGCUGUCUCGGAUAGUGAUGGGAACCUUACAUAGCAAUCUCUGUCAUCAAUGUAUAUGAUAUCCAGUCCAGCACACUGACUAUUUACCGUUUCUCCUGGUCACAGGUUUAAGUCUUUCCCUGAAGUCCUCUAUCAGAUCAUGUCCCUGGAUACAGUGUUGCUGAGCAAUAACCAAGUGGGCGGGGUGGAUCCUUCUCGCCUUCUUAAGUUGGUUCAUCUGACAACACUGGAUCUCUCCAACAAUGACCUGCUGAAUAUACCCCCUGAACUGGGCCUGUGCACAACCCUCAGGUAUGUGCAAAAAAAGGUCUACCCUAUCGUGUAUCUGUAUCCUGUAUAUCCAGAACUACAAACUGCAGCUGCAGUGUCCAGAUACCGAGGAAAAAAUAAUAAUUUAUUGUUAAGCACUCACUUUCUUUGUUGUACAAUACAGUCUAGUGAUCAUAACAUAAAAAUGAGACACAACCUACCCCAGCGUUCAUCCUCUUCUCUUUUAUUUUUACAUGUUCUUGAGGUGUAUUGAGUUCCUGAUACUGAGUCAUUUGUCCUGUCCUGUGUUUUGAUUUUAAAAAAGGGCUUAGAAAAAAAAUCAGUUUUCUUAUUUGCAACGUGUGUUUUCUCUAAGGUGCCUCAGUCUGGAGGGAAAUCCUUUCCGCACACCACGAGCAGCCAUAGUGGCCAAAGGGACGGAUGCACUGUUGGAGUACCUGCGCAGCCGUAUACCCUCAUGACCUCUGAAGCUAAUGUGUUCAGAAGUCUUUCAAGGUUAUUUUGAUGCAGCUAGCCUCCAAAUGAAAAACUAUGAAAUUUAGUGUUACUUCAGCCACCAGGUUUGGGUUAGAAGAGUGUGGUACAUGUCUGAAUGACAGAAAUAUGUUUGACAAUCAAAUCUGAUGUGAUGUGGACAGCAGUAGAAAAGACCUGAUGACGAAAUCACUUCUCACUAAAAGCUGUAGAGUAAGAUCAAACUGUGAACAGGCAUCCCUGCACAGGAUGAGCAGUAUGAUAAGUCAAGUGCGGUGGAAAAGCACUGCCAGAUUCUAAAAUCACCACUUAGUGAUCUAAAACAAACAAAAAAAAAAACGUUUGAAAUUUGUCACACAGAAAUUCAGUUUUUGCACGGUGAACACAGAGCCUAAUCUUAAUUUUUUUACUAGAGCUCAGAACACUAUUUGUGCUCACAUGAUAAAAGUCAGUUGUGUGUAUUUUUUACUGCAAUAGAAGAACACUGUAUGGAAGUGACAACUCAUCCAGCAGUCCACACGACAGCUCUCAUUAGCUUCUGAGCAUGGUGUAAGACAAAUUAUUUGCUUAUGGGUCUGGGUUAGUUAACAGGGCCCAUCCACUGAUUUUGCAGUGUAGGUUUAGCAUCAUUUCAAAAGUCUGCUAAUUAAAUGAACCGACAGAUUACUACUGACAGUAAUAGAGAAGGACUUGGUAAAGUUUCUUCAGUUUGAUUAAGCACUCUGAAUCUUAAAGCUCUUCCUUAUAUUGCAUGAUGCCAAAACAAAAAUCACUUAAAAGCUUAUUAUUUGUGUUCAUGUCACUGACAGCUGCAAUCCUGUAGGAAGGCACAGUCGACCAAGAAUGUGUGAGAUGUAAAUAAAAUGCAUGCGCCAUCACAUUUGUUUUAAAUAAACUUUAUUGAAACUGUCGACCAGAAAAAGUGCAACCUGACAGUGUGAAUGUUUUUAAAUGGAAAGUAUACAGAGCCACUAUGUGUAAAUAAACCAGGUUGUGUUCUACAAUCCUUGACUCAAAGUAAAAUAACUAUUUUUAAAAAGUGACUUACAGCCUUACUGAUCAAGCAAAUGUGGUUUCUUAGUUUUCCAAACAGAGAAAUCAGCAACAAUGUGGUGACCGUUUUCAACUGUGAAACAUGGCCAGUAUGAGGAAAUGACAUCUUCAUACUUCUCUUUGAAGAACAUAUCACGCAUCAGUAAUAUGUCAUAUUUAGCGGUAAAAAGUAAUGGAAACUAACACAGUCAGAGCAAAAAAUACACUGACUGUCUUUCAACUGGAUAACAGACAUAAAAACGUAUGGCUAUGACCAUUACAGGCACACAAUUCGAGACAAACAAACAGCAGGAAUGGUAGCCUUACAAUCUUAUACAAAAUAUUAAUACAAACUAAGCACUCUAAGAAAUGCUAAGAUAAUGUUAUGGUCCCAUGUGGCUAAAAAGUCAACACGCCUUGCUUGUAUUUACCCCAAAAUCCUACACUGUAAUAAAGAAGUCCAAGGUGUGUAGGAGUGGUGUUUGUGCCGCUGGUUAGUUCAUAAGAAGAGCUGUAGACAGGAUCUGAAAGUCUCAAAAGCACCACUUUAUACUUAGAGAGAUUAUUGUUGCAAAAUGGCCAACCUCCUUCAACUAUUUACAAAAAUAUCAAAUUUAAAUAAAAUACAAAUAAAAGUUUUUCUUGUCAAGAAGGGACGACUGAGGUGUUUGAAGGUUUGCUGUAAAACUGACUGUCUCUUGAUGGUUCCCUUUUCUUAACAGAACAGGCAUCACAGACUAUUAAUCAGUCUUCUGCUUCUUGGUUUCAACUUCAUCCU
This is a messenger RNA of Xyrichtys novacula (pearly razorfish), 15876 nucleotides long. NCBI's taxonomy places the organism in Eukaryota, Metazoa, Chordata, Actinopteri, Labriformes, Labridae. The record is from the annotation of a GenBank genome assembly.